Molecule: messenger RNA, 1167 nt
Organism: Penicillium taxi
Lineage: Eukaryota; Fungi; Ascomycota; Eurotiomycetes; Eurotiales; Aspergillaceae
Exons: 1
Coding region: 1-1167 (388 amino acids)
Source: RefSeq, a predicted model, not a curated record
AUGCCAUUCUACUGGGACUUCUACUGCUGGUUUCACUUUCAUACAGCCGCAAGUAUGGCCAGACACAACCAGGACAGCGUUCUGCGACCACAUACAUAUGGUCUAUCCAAAGACCAACUCGUUCUCAAACAGCUGCAGCCCCAGAAGAUGGAACACACCCGAAAAGAGUUCAUAGGUUUUAAUAGAGGGUUCGAGACAAGAGACAAAACAAAACUGCCUGUUAGCCCUCUGCAGGGUGAAUAUGAAGCUGACAAGCGCUUCUGGACAACCACCGUCAAGUCACUCACAGGGCCACGCCAUAUUUCGGAGGAUGAGACACGUUUCACACCCAGAUCGAACCAUUACAACUGGAGCUAUCGAUAUUGGUCCAUCGCAACCGCCACUAUCAUUGGAACAAUGGUGCUCGGAGCUCUCAUGUUCCUUAUCUACUGGUAUAUCAGACGAGCAAGACGAAGACGGCGCAUGCAUCGAAUGCUCGACAUAAGCGGGGACCCUUUCCACGCAUCAUCUCUCAGCCUGAACGAAGAUACAAGCUUAACUCUGGACAGGUUCCUCAUGAAGGAUGUCCUACCCGAGCGCGCCUCUCUCAUGUUCAGCCGGAGCCGCUCUCCUUCUCUCGCGUAUGUGAUGCAUGACAUCGAACACAAUUCUUCGAACAAAUUGUCUCGGCAUAGUUACGACGCUUCGAGAUCCAACCUGACAAAGCUUGACUGCUUGACUCGUGUCUCAAUGGAGGAACCUCGACUUUCUCUAGGGCUAUCGGAUCGUACCCAGAUCUGGUCGCUUGCCGGCAAUGUUAAAGUACAGAAAGUUACAGUUGAUAAGCCGCUGUUAUCUAUGUCUAUAGCCCCUGUGACCCCCAGCUCCUCACAGGUAUGCACAUUGUCGUCGGCACCCACGGUGACCGAAGAGAGCUCGCUUCUCAGCCAAGAUUACACUUUGACUUCACAAUAUUCUUGUCAAAAUCUCCCGUCCAGCUCGAAUAGCUCUCGUGUCUUAUCCAAUGCUUCGCGCGCUUCAAGCCAGCUUUCGAGAAGCAGCCUUCGGCGUUCUACGGGACACAGCUCUCGAAAGUCUUAUAUUACAUCCCACAGUCAUAGUCCCAGUCACGGCUUGUCAUCUCCUCUCGGGGAGUCUUCCAGUUCUCAUGAAUCGCCAUUGUUCUGA